Dracunculus medinensis (Guinea worm) is the source of this 924-nucleotide messenger RNA. The record is from the annotation of a GenBank genome assembly. NCBI's taxonomy places the organism in Eukaryota, Metazoa, Nematoda, Chromadorea, Rhabditida, Dracunculidae.
GAGAUAUUUCGAACACUAAAGCAAUUACUCGGUUGUCUAUUUGUAUUUAUGAUUUAUACUCUAUUUCGAGACUCUGUUAACACGAUCCAAAAAUAUUUAAAUGAUAUCAAUUUCAAAAAUAUUUUUCUAACAAAUUAUUUCUGGCAUAUCGAUGAAAAGAGGAGAGCUAAAAAUGAAAUCUUCUUAAAUCCACUAAGCAAAGCCGAAAAACAAACCAAUGGACUAUUAAAACCUUUCUCACCGCCAACGAGAGACGAAAUUCAUGAAUGCUGGUUGCCACUUGCAAGAUUCGCAAUUAUUUUAGUGACUUCUAUAGCUGCUAUUGUCGUUGAAUACACGCUUUAUCAUUUGAUCAAGAAUGUCACUCUAUUUGAUGUUGGUGAUAUCAAAGACGAUCUACAGCAGGAAUUCAAUUUUAAGGUCAAUGGAACGGGAUUCAUUGCUGAGCUCAUCCAAGAUUUACUGAAUUUUGAAUACAAGAAAAAAAUAAACAUAUCUAUUUCCACUGAAAAAUGUAUACAACUACCACUAGAGCCGGAUUGGCAACAUUCUCUGCACUAUAUAUCACUGCCACUGGUUAUGAUGUUUCUCCUUCAGGUUCGUUAUAUUUGUAUAUACUUAACAAUAUUUUUGCGAAUAAUCCAAAGAUUUUAUAUUUUAAUAUUAAGGGAAUUUUCGUUUAAGGUAAUAUUCGGCUUUAUCAUUCGACGAGCGACAUUGUUUUAUAUCAUUGGAAAUGUGUUCCGCAAGCGUAGUAAAGCAAGAACCAUCGAUUUAUACAAUCGCUUGUUGUUGGUACGAAUAAAUGGUCGACGAAUUGCAAGAGCGAGAAUUCGAUUUCAAGUUCAUCGCCAUCAUUUGCUUCAAAACAGUUUUAAGCAAAGAAGGCAUAACUGUUUUGAUUUUUCAUUCAAUAAUAUUUGA